Ixodes scapularis (black-legged tick) is the source of this 774-nucleotide messenger RNA. RefSeq names its product nicotinamide N-methyltransferase-like. Lineage: Eukaryota; Metazoa; Arthropoda; Arachnida; Ixodida; Ixodidae. Bases 1 to 774 code for a protein of 257 amino acids. The record is from RefSeq and is a predicted model, not a curated record. The transcript has 3 exons. Gene Ontology annotation, cellular component: cytosol. Gene Ontology annotation, molecular function: N-methyltransferase activity.
AUGAACGACGAUAAAAUCAGAGGACAGUAUCUUCGGAAAUUUCAGCCAAAGGAAUAUCAAGGAGUCAUAAGUGUGCUUACUGGCCCUCACUCAUUUUACCAGAAGGAACUUCACUCCAUUUUCAACUCUCCGGUGUCGGACUCCUGGCGGACGCUUCUAGAUGUUGGGUGCGGACCCACUGUUGCCAACGUCUUUCCGGCGACAAGGAAGAUCGACAACAUUGUUCUCGGUGACCUGGUACCCAGCAACCGGGAGGAAGUAGAGAAGUGGAUUCUCAAGGCGCCAGAUGCCAUGGACUGGUCUUUCAUGAGCGAACCACUGGCCAUCCUGGAAGGAUACAAGGAUGCAAAAGAGGGAGCCAAGGACAUCGAAGAUAGGACACGCGCUGCCGUCAAGAAAGUGGUUCCAUGCGACGUCCUGGACCCUAAUGUCCUCCCCGAAGAACACAAGCAAGCUUUCGACGUGGUCACUUCGAGCCUUUGCCUCACGAUCGCGAGUCGCGACCAAGAAACCUUCCGGAGGGUCGUUCGGAACGUGUCGGGUCUCGUUCGGAAGGGAGGGCACCUGAUACUGUGCGACUUUACGGGAUCCAGCGCCUACGCUGUCGCGGGAGUGAAAUUUCCCAUGCUCAGUCUCACCAAAGCCGCGUUGGAGGAUGCACUGAGCAGAUCGGGGCUCCAGGUGAACCGCUGGCGCUCGCUCGACAUGCCCGCUGGCUCGGACAUUCCCAACCAUUGGGAUUUCCAGUUUGUCCUUGUGGCAGAAAAACUCUGA